Molecule: messenger RNA, 3315 nt
Organism: Entrophospora sp. SA101
Lineage: Eukaryota; Fungi; Glomeromycota; Glomeromycetes; Entrophosporales; Entrophosporaceae
Source: the annotation of a GenBank genome assembly
AUGUCAAUAAUCACAAAACCUUCUUCUUCGAGAAUAUCAAAUAUCGAUAAAUCCACAAUACAAUCACGUUCUAAGUUACUUGAUGAAGAUGAAGAUGAAAAUUUUGAAGCAACAACAGCAAAAGAACCAUACGAAACCAAAUACAUUAAAUUGUCAAACAUUGAAGCGUUGGAUUUUUUUUUUUCAUCAGAUCAAUCAACUGAAACCUUUUCAGAUGUUGUUUUAAUAUUAAUUCACAAAGCUAUUAAUUUAGCAUUUGUUCUUUGUAUGGUAUCUUGUUCUUUGGCUGCUGGAAUGUCGUUGAUUUAUAACAGGACCUUAAACCUUUUCUCAUUUAAUACUAGCUGGUCAAUAUUUUAUAUAAUCAAAGCAUCAAUAUGGGCUUAUUGUUCUUAUAGAUUAAAUUCAUCUUUAAUAUCAUUAAAAGAUGCAAUUAUGGGCGCAAAAAGAAUCGCAAUACCAUUUAAUUCUAUAAAUGAAAAUCCUUUAUUCUACUCAGGGACCGUAUUCAGUUUACCAUUUUUUCUAUUUUUAGAAGAAUUGCUAGAAGCUUAUGAAAAAGAAAGCUUUCGUAAACGAGCAUUGCUGAAAGUUGAACGUGAAAAUGCUCAAAAAUCUGUUUACAAAGCAAUUGAUAGAAUUACUGAACGCAAAGCAUCUUAUUUGAAAGUGAUAGCUUGUCAAUUAAAACAAACAACAGAUUUAGCAAUCAAAACUUUAAAACAGUUAUCUCCUGCUGAUUUCUUAACACAACCUCAUGAACAAUUAUCCGCUUGUUCCAUCUCAUUCCCUACAACUUCAAUCAAAGCCAUACACACUUCACUUAAAGCUGUCAAUUAUAUUUCUUCACAUUUGGAUAUUUUAUCUUUAUUAUUAUUUACUGAUGUUCAUAAUGCCGAGGAAAUUAUUGGUACUUCAAAUAUUAGGCAUGAAUUUGAUAUUGGUGAAAUGAUUCAAAAUGUCGCUGAUGCUUUGGCUGGUGUUGCUGCUUUGGCUAGGGUUGAAUUGGUUGUUUAUCAUAUAGAUUAUGGAUUGGAACAUUUGAAUGUUAUUGGUGAUGUAGCUGGUUUUAGGCAUGCUUUAUUAGAUUUUAUUAAAUGCAUAUUUGAUGGUGCAAGUCCAGGUGCAUGUGUGGAACUGGGACUUCAGAUUAGGACCGUUGAUAAUGAUGAAAAAGAAAGUGUAAUAGUCAAUCCACAUGAUAAAGUAAUCAUCACAGUCGAAAUAAUUCAUAAUGCUAGUACGAUAAUACCAAGCGAUGGUGAUAAACCAGUUUUGGUUUGUCCAGAUGCAAACUUGACUUUCAAGGUAUUGAAUUAUUUGGGUGCUACAUUGACAGUAGACGAAGAAGAUCAUGAUCAUGGCCGACAGAGAUUCGAAAUUACAAUCGAGAUGGAAGCUGGUUCUUCAUUGAAUACAUCGAAUAAUUUAAAAGUCAAUGAAGAGAUGUACUAUCGUUACCCAAAUUUGCGUAUAACUGGUGAACCAUCUGUAGAAGAAUUGAUCAAGACUUCACAACUUAUGGGAGGCCAAAGAGUAGCAUUAUUUGCUACCAGAAAUCAAGAUGAUUCAUCAAAUCUACCACCUACUUUUAUAAUGAUUGAUGACGAUAUUGAUACAUUGAAACAUCAGCUUAAACAACUUAGUAAUGCUCCAUUUACAGGAUUAUCAUCCUUAUCAUCAACCAUGAAAUCAAGUCUUGCUAUGGGUCUUGGUGUUACUGGUCUUGGCGGUAAUGGUGGUAGCAGUAAUAGUCGAACGAAGAAACCGCCGCCUAGUUUACCAUCACAAACAACUGCUGUAAUUUAUUUCACCUCUAUAACAAAAUACAAACUGGUAAAAGACUCUAUUCAAGACAUUGUAUCAUCGAACAAUAAUGGAACGUUUACCUUACUGCCACAAAUAUUGGUAAUCCCGAAACCAGUAGGACCAAGAAGAUUUCUUACCGCUUUUCAUACAACAAUCAAUCAAAUAGUUGUAGAUCCCGUUUAUAUACCGAUUGCUACUUCACCAAUGAGUCCUAUGGAUCAAGUGAUAAUGUCAGAUUCAUCUAAUAAUUAUUUUUCAUUCACUAGAGCCGCAUCAUCUUCAUCACCAUCAAUUAAUUCCACACCAACAAAUAGACCCAAAAAUGACAGUAGCAGUAGCACUUCUUGUCCAGUAAAACAUGACAAAAAAUCAUCAUCAGCAUCAACACCACUACCAAAACAAGUAUCCCCAAAACCAAAUACAAAAUCACAAAAUAGUCAAUCAUCAAAAUUCACAAGGAAUGCUAGAGCCGGUAAAAAUAACAGAAAAAUACCAACAAAUUCAGAAUAUGUUAUUCCGCCUAUUAAUGUUUUGAUUGUAGAAGAUAACCCAAUCAAUCAGGCUAUUUUGUCGACAUUUAUGAGAAAGAAAAAAAUUAAAUAUGAAUGCGCUACCAAUGGACAAGAGGCAGUUGACAAAUGGAAGGAAGGCGGGUUUCAUUUGGUAUUGAUGGACAUUCAAUUACCAGUGAUGGAUGGUAUUAAAGCAACAGAAACCAUAAGAAAAUUAGAAAAACACCAACAAAUUGGUGUAUUACCGUCAUCUUCCAUAUCACAGCAUGAUCAACAAGAGGGGGGAAUUCCUUCAUCGACAUCAAUAUCAUCUACCACUACCACUACAAUGAGAUCACCAGUUAUUAUUUUAGCAUUAACUGCAUCAUCAUUAUCAUCUGAUAGAAAAAAUGCUUUAGCAGCAGGCUGUAAUGAUUUUCUGACCAAACCUGUUAGUUUAGAAUGGUUAGAAAAAAAGAUUUUAGAUUGGGGAUGUAUGCAAGCAUUGAUAGAUUUUGAUGUGUGGAGAAAGUGGAAGAAAGAUGAUGAUUCAGAGUCGGCAAAAGCGAUUGAACCAAGGAAAAAUCAAAGAAGUAUUAGUACAACUCAAAUACAAAAAACUAGAACUUACAUUGAAGAAAAUGAUCUUGUAGGAAGAAAACCAAUUGUAUCGCCACUUUUGACCAAAAACAAUUCAUCCCCAUCUGUACUUGGAGUCAAAAAAGGCGGCAAUGUUGAUGAUGGUGAUUCAAAAACAAUGGAAUCAGUAGUUUCAAUAACAAAAUUGACGACAGAAAAUUUAGAAAGUUAUCAACCUGUAAGAAGAUCAUCAGUAGUAUCCCCUGUGACAUCAUACCCUAUAACGGCUACUAUUUCUUCCAAUAGCAACUCAUCUAGUUCCAGCACCAUUAUAUCUAAUUUGCCAAGAACACCAACAGGAGGUGUAAUAAUUUCACCUGCUAAUAUGAUACCAUCAUUACCAUCAACUCCUAAAAAUUUUCAAAAACCAAUAUAA